UACAAUUAUCAAUUCCUUUUACUUCGUACAAAACCCCCUUCUUCAUGGCAAAAUUCCCAAAUCGGCUGCAAAAUUCUCACCGGACCGACUGAGCUAAUCAGGGCAACUUUUACAAAUUCUCAAAUGGUGCAUCGGCACUUCUCCACUGAAAAUUUAAUCCACCCCACAGUGAAACAGCAAUGCGCUUCUGUGGCAUCCCACUGAAUACUCCCCUCUUCAGCAUCGAGGGAUCUCUCUUCUUCUUUCCACAGCGUUCAGCGAAGGCAAGAGCCAUGGAGACCAAACGCUUAUCCUGUGCUUCUCUAUCCCUUCUCCCGACAGGAACCCACAGGGAGAGCGGUAGAGAGGGUUCAAUUAGCCUCGAGGAAUGGCAGGGUUGGGGCAGCACCUCCACCGUACCCGCUAUGGUUAUUGAGGUCAUUGAAGACUUGAAGCUGCUCGAGAGAACCGCUGAUGCCGACAUGGUCUUUGGAGGCAAACAUGGAAAGCUUCAGGGGGACUUCAAGGUGCAUGAGGAUAAGAAACAUAGAGCAAAAUACAAGUCCUUGAAUGAUUCUGAAAAGAAGCUUCAGUUCUUUUCAGCUCGACAAAUUGCAUGCCGCUUGCUUGGAAGUAGGCAUUACCUUUGCCAGAAGUGUUGGCUUGCCAAGGAAGAUUGUAUGUGUUCAAGGCUCGUACCAUUUCAUCCUUGGCACCGUAUACGGUUUUGGUUGUAUAUGCAUCCUAAGGAUUUCUUGCGCCAAAAUAACACAGGAAAGCUGUUAUGGCAAGUUUUUGGUGUUCAUGCUGCUAAUUUGUGCUUAUUUGGCAUUUCCGAAAAUGAGGAAAUGCUGUGGAAUGCGUUAAAACUGGCAGGGAAAGACAAGGUUUGGUGUCUCUUUCCUAAUAAGAAUGCUGCAACAAAAUCUGUUACAGACAGCCUUUUCCAGAAUCCUUUGGAUGAUUUCUUAUUCUGGGUAACAUUAUGGGUAACAUUUUGUUACCCUAGCAGGAUUUUGUGUUAGCCUUACAAUUCCACAGUCUAAUUUCCCUGUUUGCAUUAUCUCUUUAUAUUUGAGCAAAUUUAGUUUCUGAUCUUGGUGUUUCCUCUUUGAUUUGAUAUCAAGCUGAUGCAUGCCUGCUUUUUCCGUUAAUUAUGUCAGCUCUGAGUUGUUGAUCCAAGUUUUUAACUUUAAAAAAUAUUAAGCAGAGGAAAAGGUUGACAAAGCCAACCAACCUUCAUUAUUUCCUUAUUGGAUAUUUUAUGCUACCAGGGAAAGACAAGGUUUGGUGUCUCUUUCCUAAUAAGAAUGCUGCAACAAAAUCUGUUAAAGACAGCUUUUUCCAGAAUCCUUUGGAUGAUCUAGAUUGCAAAACAAAAAUGGCAAAUUUUGAUGACGUCUUUCACUUUGUUCUACUUGAUGGCACCUGGAGCAAUUCUACUGCUAUGUUCAGCCGGUUAAAGGAACGGGCCAAGUCAAUUUGGGGUGAGGGAGAGGAGUUGCCUUGUAUCUCACUGAACACAGGGGUAUCCUUGAUGCAUAGACUACGACCCCAACCAUCUUGGGACCGAACAUGUACAGCAGCUGCAGCAAUUGGCCUCCUGCACGAGCUUCAUCUUGUUCCUGCUUUCGAUUCCUAUGAGCUAGACAAGCAUGCUGAUGCAAUCGAAGAUGCUUUGGAGGUUCUCUUAGAUGCGCUGACCAAACGACGCCUUCGGAUGGGAAGAACCAUCACCCGUAAAGGUAGACAUGGGAGCAAAAUAAUUUAGCCGAGAAUUUAUGUCGUGCUGCUGACAUCACAUCUGACCAGCAUAGUGGAAUUUGCCCAGUAAUUUUAACAGUUCAGUAGUUAUAUAUUUUAUUUAAAAAAAACCUAUGUGAUGUGUAACACUGUAACUUUAGUUGUCGACUCAUGGGUACUGGACAAAAAAACAUCCUUCGUCUUGAAGGCAAACCCAUUUGCCAAAUCCAAUCUUUGUCUAGCUUUGACUUUGUUAGUUUUCUAUUUUGUUUUCUUGUUCCCAUGUUUAAGGACUCAUCAUUACCAUUACCCCAAUGCCGCAAGGCUCCCACUUACGGUGGAGUAAGAAGGGUCAGAUGAACGCAGUCUUAUCCAUGUACUAAAGCACAUAUAAACUAUUUCCGGAUGAUCCAUAGUGAAAAUCACGUCGAAAAUUGCAUGGAC
Cuscuta epithymum is the source of this 2166-nucleotide messenger RNA. The record is from the annotation of a GenBank genome assembly. NCBI's taxonomy places the organism in Eukaryota, Viridiplantae, Streptophyta, Magnoliopsida, Solanales, Convolvulaceae.